This is a messenger RNA of Alexandromys fortis (reed vole), 1560 nucleotides long. RefSeq names its product H-2 class I histocompatibility antigen, D-37 alpha chain-like. Gene Ontology annotation, biological process: antigen processing and presentation of endogenous peptide antigen via MHC class Ib; positive regulation of T cell mediated cytotoxicity; immune response. Gene Ontology annotation, molecular function: peptide antigen binding; signaling receptor binding. Lineage: Eukaryota; Metazoa; Chordata; Mammalia; Rodentia; Cricetidae. The coding region runs from base 94 to 1170 and encodes 358 amino acids. The record is from RefSeq and is a predicted model, not a curated record. Gene Ontology annotation, cellular component: external side of plasma membrane. The transcript is spliced from 9 exons.
GAUCACGAUCCCUCACGACCCAGAGCAGGGUCCCGAACUCCCCUGACCCCAGUGUUCGAGAUUCCGCAGGAGGCUGCUCCUGUGCAGAGGACCAUGUCUUCUUCUUCCUGGCUCAAGCUGUUGGCAGGCGCCAUACUUCUGUUCCAAACACAGGCUAGAUCGCACUCGCUGCGGUAUUUCUAUACCGCCGUGUCCCGGCUCGGACUCGGGGAGCCCCGGUUCAUCGCCGUCGGCUACGUGGACGACCAGCAGUUCGUGCGCUAUGACAGCGACACGGAGACUUCGAGGGUGGAGCCGCGGGCUCCGUGGAUGGAGCAGGAGGGGCCGGAGUAUUGGGAGAAGGAGACGCGGAAAGCCAGGAACACGGGGAAGAACUUCAAAUUGAACCUCAAGACCCUGCUUGGCUACUACAAUCAGAGUGACAACCAACCUCACACUCUGCAGUGGAUGUAUGGCUGUGACAUGGGUCCAGAUAAAAGCCUGCUCCGUGGGUAUUGUCAGGAGGCCUACGAUGGCCGGGAUUAUAUCUCCCUGAACGAGGACCUGCGCUCCUGGACCUCAACUGAUGCGGCCUCUCAGAUCUCUAAGCGCAAGUUAGAGAACAUGAACGAGGCCGACCACCAGAGAGCAUACCUGCAGGGCCCCUGCAUAGACAGCCUCAAAAGAUACCUGCAGCUGGGGAACGCGACCCUGCUGUGCUCAGAUCCCCCAAAGGCACAUGUGGCCCAUCAUCCUGGACCUAAAGGUGAUGUCACCCUGAGGUGCUGGGCCAUGGGCUUCUACCCGGCUGACAUCACCCUGAUCUGGCAGAGGGAUGAGGAGGAGCAGACGCAGGACUUGGAGCUGGUGGAGACCAGACCUUCUGGGGAUGGAACCUUCCAGAAGUGGGCAUCUCUGGUGGUGCCUUCUGGAGAAGAGCAGAGAUACACAUGCCAUGUGUACCAUGAGGGGCUGCCUGAGCCCCUCACCCUGAGAUGUGAGCCUCCUCAGUCCACGGUCCCCAUCAUGGCAGUCAUUGCUGUUCUGGUUCUCCUUGGAGCUGUGGUCACUGGAGCUGUGGUGGCUGUGGUGAUGAAGAGGAUGAGAACCAAAGGCGGAAAAGGAGGGAACUAUGCUCAUGUUUUAGGCAGCAACAGUGUCCAGAGCUCUGUCUUGUCUCUGGAGGCUUGAAAAGUUCCUAGCUUCAGACUGCUGCCUCACGGGGACAUGUUCUGAUUCAAGAAUCAACAAAUCUCUGAAGCUGUCUGCUUUCUCCUGUGGAAACAAUGUGAAGAACUGGGGAGCCCACCUCACCCCUGCACACCUGGAUCCUGUCCCUGCACUGCCCUGUGCUUUCUUCCCAGCCAAUUUCCUUGUCCAGCCAGGCAGGAAGUCACAUUACCAUCCUGUCACCUCCAUGCUGCCCCGAGCUGCAGCCCGUGACCUCCCCACUGAAAAUAAGAAUCUGAAUGUGAACUUAAUUCUUCAUGUGUCCUUGACAUGGGACAUUAGCACGUCAACCUAAAGGAGAAAAUUCUGAGAGUGUGAGGGAGAAAAUAAAUGGCAGCAUGGAGAACCUUC